AUGGAUGCACAACGCCUCUCUGGCCAAGUCAGAUCAAUAAUAAGAAGGAACGUAUUCAAUCUAGCAGAGAUAGAACGAAUAAAAGCAUCCAAACAAAACAUUGGAGAAUUACAAACAGAAAUCCCAAAUGAGCCAGAGGUCCCUUCAGGACGAAAAUCGACAGAAAAUCGUCGUAAGUCAUAUAUACCUGAACGGCGAAGUAGUAUUCUCCCAAACUAUACUGAUACUAAUUAUGAAGCCGUUUUUCACAAUAUCGACUUAAGUUACAGGGGAAUAGGAUUGGAGGAAAGGCCUAGAAUAAGUAGAAUCCCUAGUGACCAAAAAAGUAAAGAAUUUUGCCGAAAGAUCAACAAUAUUGUAAAACCAUUAAUGGACGACAGCGGGAAUCUGGAAGAGACAUUCUGUGCGGCAGCUACAAUCUGUGAAAUUCUAAAAAUAAAACCAGCUAGCAAUAUCACCAAAGAACACAGCUCACCCCCAUGGGAAAAAAGACUGAUAAGGAAAAUCGACAACACUAGAAAACAAAUUGGAACUUUGUACGCAUUUCUAAAACCCAAAACACCACCAUCAAAAAAACUCAAGCAUAAAAUUCUUCAGCUAGCAAAAAAUGAAAAAAUCAAACCGUCAAAUCCGCGUUAUCUCCAGCUCCUAGAGGAACAUCUUGAAAAAUUGAGGCAGAAACUUAAAGCAUAUGCUAACAGACUCAAGAGGUACAGAAAUCGAACCAAACGUUACCAAGAAAAUCUUCUAUUUACAAAAAACCAAAAACAGUUUUACCGACAACUCAGCACAGCCGGAAAUCAAGUAAAUAACACGCGCCCUCAGCGUCAAAACAUGUUCGCAUAUUGGAGUGAUAUCUGGAGUGUAGGCGUACAACUCGAAGAUAGAGCGUUCUGGAUACAGGAGGAGAAUGAUAAAUGGGCAAACGUCCAACCCAUGGAAAACAUACAAAUUAGAACAGACGAUAUUACCCAUGGACUCAAAACAAUAAAAAACUGGGCAGCCCCCGGACCCGAUGGGAUUCAUAAUUUCUGGUGGAAGCAGAUAACAUCCAGUCACAAUGCCCUCGCACGCCAAUUUAGCGAAUCUCUUAUUAAACCUGCGUGUAUCCCAGAAUUUUUCACCAGAGGAAUCACAAUAAUGUUACCAAAAACAGGAGACCUACAAGAACCAAAAAAUUAUAGGCCUAUCACCUGCCUUCCAACGGCAUAUAAAAUACUUACCUCUAUAAUGACAAAAAAAAUAGGCGAAUACGUCUCGCAACACCAAAUAAUGGCAAGGAGAACAUAG
This is a messenger RNA of Sitophilus oryzae (rice weevil), 1290 nucleotides long. RefSeq lists its product as uncharacterized. The record is from RefSeq and is a predicted model, not a curated record. Bases 1 to 1290 code for a protein of 429 amino acids. The transcript has a single exon. Lineage: Eukaryota; Metazoa; Arthropoda; Insecta; Coleoptera; Curculionidae.